This is a messenger RNA of Wasmannia auropunctata (little fire ant), 2980 nucleotides long. RefSeq lists its product as uncharacterized. The record is from RefSeq and is a predicted model, not a curated record. NCBI's taxonomy places the organism in Eukaryota, Metazoa, Arthropoda, Insecta, Hymenoptera, Formicidae. The transcript has 8 exons. Bases 1 to 2322 code for a protein of 773 amino acids.
AUGUCUAACGGCAGAAGAGCGACGCGUCCCGUCAGGCAGCUGUCGUUGCAGCAGCCUGUGCCGCGUCGACAGCACUUCAGACGACAGCGAUCGGCGGAGGACGAUUGCAGCAAGUCCUUGCAGAUCUACGCGAAUCCAAUCGCGCGGGGAAGAUCAGCCGCGAAUGUGACGGAGAAGCCCAAGGUGCGGGUCGCCUGGGGCGAUGAUCGUCGCGGCUGCGACAGUCUGGCCCAGGUGGAGGUGGUGGCUCGGCAGAUCCCGGGUCGAUCCAGACCGACCACAGGCCGAUCUGGCAGGGCUUAUGCCACCACGGAGAAGGCGUCGAUUCUUUACUCGCGGCAGGAGCUCGCCGAGAGGCUGCGACUCGCGUGGAAGCACCGGGAGCAGAACAAAGCGAACAUCGACAUAUUCCUGGCGCAUGGCGUGGCAGUGGAGGAACGUUGCGAUUCUCAGCUAUCGAUAUCCACCCCGCCGACCCCGCUCUCCAGGAGGGAGCCCAAUUUUAUUCGGAAUGAGGGAAAGAGCCAGCGGAAUUCGACGGCGUCGAGCAAUUUGGAAGACCGAGGGAAGGAAAUGCGUGAAGAUCGUGAUAACGAAAAUGAAAGAUUAUGCGGGAAGAAGCUGGAGACUGCGUCUCGAUUGACGGAGAUUGAUUUGUCGAUGAAAAGGGAUGAGAAGGCAACGGAGAGCGUGGAAAAGAAGGAAAGAGAUAACGAGAGACCGGCGGAUUCGCACGAUAAUGUGGAUAUCGAGGAAGAGGAGAAGAAGAAGAAGACGCGUAUAAAUAUCGACUGCACGAAUCUUCAUCUUUCGACGACCGAUCAAUCGCAGCCAUCAUCCGUGAAAGCGGAAAAUGCGGACCCGGCGAAGAGCAACGCCGAUUUCUCGUCGGCGAAGCAGAAGCGCGCGAGUUUUCACAGCGGCACCAAUCGCGCCUUUCUCGUGCCGAUGACGGAGAAGCCUUCUCCGAAAGGGCCUUCUCCGGAAGCGAAGAAUAAGCUCGCACCGACGAAAUCGAUCGAGAUCAGAUGCGCCUCGGCCGACAAGACCAUCAUGAGAUUGCCGAUCGACAGGAGUGCCGCACUCACGAGGAGCUCGUCCACGGCGAGCCUGGAGAAGGCGAGGAGGACGAAUUCCGCGCCGCCGCAGAGGCGAAAUCUCGCACCCGCGGCGCGCGUGCAGGUGAACAUCGUGAUCGACGCGCCCGGUCUCACCGUCGAGGAGGCGACGGAUAAAUCGAUCGUUUGUGUCGAAAAAAUGCAGGACGGAAAAGAUGCCGUGGAAAAAUACGAGGAGGGCGCGGCGAAGAUAUCGCGUGGCGAGCGGUCGAUAAGAUCGGCGCCUCUGAAGAGGCGAUCGAGAAGCGCGAAGAGGCGUCUCCUCGCCUCGUCGGGCCCGAGCAAGGACGAAGAUCGCGGCGGACGUGGGAAGGCCUUCGUGGAUCCGAAAACGAGCGACGUGAUCACGAUGGUGUCGCUGGUCAGCUCGGCCGACAGCGACAGCGACGUGGAGAAUUCGCCGGGCGACGAUAAGCUUAUCAAUGAGCUGCGCAGCAAGCUGCCCACCACACCUAUCAUUAAGACGUCCAUCAACCCCAACCCCAAUACAGCGCGGAGGCCCAUCAAGUCAGUUUCCUUCCAGAGAGACUCGUUUGACGAGGAGCCGACGAAGGAGGAGAAGCGAAACGUUAGCAGCAACGUUCAACUUCCCCGUCCCUUCGGCCUCGCCGUCAACGUCGCUCACGGGAACGGUGGUGAGGACCUGGAGGAGAAGGACAGCAGGACUGUCAUCGAUAAUGUCAUCGCGAUUCCGACGCUGGUCGUCGAACCUGUGCUAAUUCCGCAGGAUCCCGAGAGGACGGUGGUACCGGAGGCACCGUUGACCGAUCGCGAGAAGAGGUGCCUGGCGGUGCCGAUCGGCGAUCUGCACGACAAGAAGCGGAAGCUGCUGCGAACGCGCAGCACACCGAGCCGCCCGAUAGUAGCGGAGCGGUUGAAUAACGUGCCGAUGGAGAUAAAAGAGCAGAGGCUGCCUCUCGUGAUACCGCGAGUCGAUCUCGUCGCGAUUUCCGCACCGCCGAUCGACACACCGCUUUCAAAAGAGGAAUUUCUUAAAGAGGCGCUGCCGAAAGAAAUGCCACCAGAGGUGAUGCUGCCGUCGGAGCCACAUUUUCAAACGACCAAGGAAAAGGAAUGCUGGCAUCUCUACAGGCGGAUGUGCGAUAAGGGCGUAUGCGUGUCCUUCGACACUGUUCUAAGAGGCAUGCUAACACCGACGGAGUAUCGACUGCGACAGAAGGAAUGUUCACAGGAUUUGCGAUGAGAUGUUGAAUUGUUUAUGACGUUUAAAUACUUUUUUAACAGAUUAAUUAUUGGUAUUUGCUAGAAUCGAGUUAAUUGUCCAGAAAAAAAACGGUAUACGAUGAAAUACACUAUUAUAUAUAUAUGUAAUUUAUAUAUGCAAUUUAUUAAUUACAAUUAAUAAAUUACACAUAUAUAUAUAUCUGUCAUAUAUAUUAUAAUUCGUAUAUAUGAUUUAUUAAUAAUUAAUCAUUUUAAUUGUGUGUACAAUUUAUACACAUAGAAUAAGUAUACGAAAACGAUCACGAGAUAGCCAUAAAUUAUUAAUAAUUGCUAUCAAGGCCAAAUAAAUGACGCCUCGGUAAUAAUAAUUAAUAAUAACAAAUAAAUUAGGCGCACAUGGUAAAGUAACAGGCAUAAACCGAAUUACCUGAAAUUAGAAUGGUUCCUAUUAAACCUUAAAUCCUACUGCCUCUUUCUCGAUCUUUUUAUAUUGCCGAAUUAAUUUUUUAAUUAUUUUUGAAAUCUUAUUUCCGAUGAUAGCCAAUUUGAUGUCAGGACAUUUUUAACGCAUCUAACGCAUUUAAGUACGUAACAUAUAUUUCACAGAAUAUGUCUAUUUUCUUUUAAUUGUACUGUCUCACAAUUUUCGCACCAAGAAUAAAAUAGUACCAGUAAAA